Messenger RNA from Pollicipes pollicipes, 895 nucleotides. RefSeq names its product doublesex- and mab-3-related transcription factor A2-like. Gene Ontology annotation, biological process: sex differentiation; regulation of transcription by RNA polymerase II. The record is from RefSeq and is a predicted model, not a curated record. The transcript is spliced from 5 exons. Lineage: Eukaryota; Metazoa; Arthropoda; Thecostraca; Pollicipedomorpha; Pollicipedidae. The coding region runs from base 86 to 895 and encodes 269 amino acids. Gene Ontology annotation, cellular component: nucleus. Gene Ontology annotation, molecular function: RNA polymerase II cis-regulatory region sequence-specific DNA binding; DNA-binding transcription factor activity, RNA polymerase II-specific.
CAGCCGGUCGGUCCAGACAGGGCACGUCUCCUGAUUCUGCUCAGCCACCCGACCAGACGUCUGACUGCAGGGCUGCAUCGUCACCAUGGAUCACCAGCCGCUGACCUACCCGACCACCGAAAAGGGCGCACGCAAGCCCAAGUGCGCGCGCUGCCGUAAUCACGGCGUCAUCUCGUGGCUGAAGGGCCACAAACGGCACUGCCGCUUCAAGGACUGCGCAUGCGCCAAGUGCAGCCUGAUCGCCGAGCGGCAGCGCGUCAUGGCCGCCCAGGUGGCGCUGAAGAGGCAGCAGGCGGCCGAGGACGCCAUCGCCAUGGGUCUGCGCGCCGUGGCCACCGGCUCCAGCUGCGCCUACCUGCCGCCCGGGCCCAUCUUCGGCAUGAACAUCACCCGGCCCCAGGGCGGCAGACCCGUGGCCGACACCGAGGCGGAGUCAGCCACCAGCGACGAGGAGUGCCGGGCGCCGGAGUCGGCGGUCGACGCCGGCAGUGACCAGUCAGAGCCGGCCGACCACAAGCCGGCCGUCGAGCCGGCCGGGCCCGACCCGUCCUGGUUCAGCCACAUGCAGAUCCUGCGCCGCAUCUUCCCCUCGCAGAAGACAGGCGUGCUCGAGGAGCGGCUCGAGGCGUGUCACAACGACUUGAUCAAGACGAUUGAGCACUUCAUCGGCACGGGCAGUCGCGUACGACAGCAGCUGCUGCGGCCGCUGCAGGCGUCGUGCGCGGCGCCGCCGCCGCCGCCGGCGCACCAGUCGCGGCUGUCGCCGUUCUCGGUGGAGGCGCUGCUGUCGCGGCCGAUGCAGCCGCCUCCGCUGUACCCGCCGUUCGCGCUUCUGCCGCCGCCCUGGCACCUGCGGCCGCCGCCGGCAGAGGUCGCCGAGCGGGAGGACAUGUGA